Messenger RNA from Manihot esculenta (cassava), 2549 nucleotides. RefSeq names its product H/ACA ribonucleoprotein complex subunit 4. The record is from RefSeq and is a predicted model, not a curated record. Gene Ontology annotation, biological process: box H/ACA sno(s)RNA 3'-end processing; snRNA pseudouridine synthesis; rRNA pseudouridine synthesis. Gene Ontology annotation, cellular component: box H/ACA snoRNP complex. The transcript is spliced from 2 exons. Gene Ontology annotation, molecular function: pseudouridine synthase activity; RNA binding. Bases 96 to 1943 code for a protein of 615 amino acids. NCBI's taxonomy places the organism in Eukaryota, Viridiplantae, Streptophyta, Magnoliopsida, Malpighiales, Euphorbiaceae.
AUUUUCAUUUCCACAUUAAAACCCUCCCGCUCUGAUCGCCACUUCCAAAUCCCACAAAAACCCUAAUAAACCUCAGCAGCCAAAGCUACUGAACCAUGUCCGAGGUUGAGGUUUCCCGUUCACAGAAGAAAAAACACAAGAAAAAGAACACCGCCCAAGCCAUGGAAGAACCAGAUACAAAGCCAAAGGACACGAAUGAUGCCGCCGGAGACUUCAUGAUCAAGCCCCAGAGCUUUACUCCGUCAAUUGACACUUCACAGUGGCCUAUUCUUCUUAAAAAUUACGACCGCCUCAAUGUUCGUACUGGCCACUACACUCCUCUUCCUUCUGGUUACUCUCCUCUGAAGCGUCCUCUCGUUGAGUACAUCCGAUAUGGUGUUAUGAAUCUUGAUAAGCCUGCAAACCCAUCUUCGCACGAGGUGGUUGCUUGGAUCAAACGUAUUCUGAGGGUCGAGAAAACAGGGCAUAGUGGUACAUUGGACCCUAAAGUUACAGGUAACUUGAUUGUUUGUAUUGAUAGAGCCACCCGCCUUGUUAAAUCUCAACAGGGUGCGGGUAAGGAAUAUGUUUGUGUAGCAAGAUUACAUGAUAAGGUUCCUGAUGUUGCCAAAGUAGCUAGAGCACUCGAGACUCUUACAGGUGCGGUUUUUCAAAGACCGCCGUUGAUUUCUGCUGUGAAAAGGCAACUUAGGAUUAGGACAAUUUAUGAGAGUAAGUUGUUGGAGUAUGACCCAGAUAGGCAUUUGGUUGUUUUUUGGAUUUCUUGUGAAGCUGGGACUUACGUUAGGACUAUGUGCGUUCAUUUGGGAUUGAUUCUUGGGGUUGGUGGGCAUAUGCAGGAAUUGAGGAGAGUGAGGUCUGGAAUUUUGGGGGAGAGAGAUAAUAUGGUGACCAUGCAUGAUGUGAUGGAUGCCCAAUGGGUUUAUGAUAAUUACAGGGAUGAGAGCUAUUUGAGGAGAGUGAUUAUGCCUCUUGAAGUGCUUUUGACUAGUUAUAAGAGGUUGGUUGUGAAGGAUUCUGCAGUGAAUGCAAUUUGUUAUGGUGCCAAGUUGAUGAUUCCAGGAUUGUUGAGGUUUGAGAAUGAUAUUGAGGUUGGUGAGGAAGUUGUACUGAUGACUACCAAGGGUGAGGCCAUUGCUUUGGGGAUUGCAGAGAUGACUACUGCAGUGAUGGCUACAUGUGAUCAUGGUGUUGUGGCAAAGAUUAAGAGGGUUGUGAUGGAUCGGGAUACUUACCCAAGGAAAUGGGGGUUGGGACCAAGGGCUUCCAUGAAGAAGAAGUUGAUUGCAGAGGGGAAAUUGGAUAAGCAUGGGAAGCCAAAUGGGAAUACUCCUCAAGAAUGGAUGAGGAAUUUGGUUUUGCCCACUGGAGGUGAUUCUAUAGUUGCUAGCCUUGCAGCUGCAGAUGAACCAGCAAAGGAGAUUUCUGCAGUUAAUGAAGAGAGUGGAGAAGUGGAGAAGGAGGAGAAGAAGAAGAAGAAAAGUAAGGAUGGUGAAGAUGGGGAAGGGCGCAAGCGCAAAUUGGAUGAAAGUACUAAUAGUCCUACUGCUCAAGCACCUGCUAAGAAAGUUAAAGUUGUAGAAGUUGAAAAGGAAGAGGCAAUUGUGGUAAAGAAGGUGAAAGAAGGUAGAGUUGAAGAAAGUGAAGAUGAUAAGAAAGAGAAAAAGAAGAAGAAAAAGAAGAGUAAAGAAGAUGGUGAUGUAGAAACUUUAGAGGUAAAGGAGACUGAGAAGGUUGAGAAAAAGGAACACAGUGAUAAAGGUGAAGCUGGUUCACCUGACACAGAGAAGUCUGAGAAGAAAAAGAAGAAGAAGAAGAAAGAGAAAGAGGCUGAGGAGGCUGCAACCAUUGAUGAUGGCAGAAGUAAUGGUGGGGUUGAUAGAAGUGAGAAGAAGGACAAGAAAAAGAAGAAAAAGAAGGACAAAGAUACUGAAGAAGUGUAGACCUCCAUUCAAGGGGUAUUUCUAAAAGGGUGCUUAGAUUAAUUUUAUGGCGCCUGCAAUGAUAAUUUGACUUUCCUAUACCAUCUGCACUUAGAGAGCUAGUGAAUCAUGAUGUGUUUUUUUCUUGGUAAGAGAGGCAUGGCUGCUCUGUUGUGAUACCCGUCAUCCUCUGCUUGUUUGUAGUAAUACUACAAACGUGCUUGGCUCCUGGUCUUCUCCUGAUUUUGCUCGGCAACAAACCUUGAUUUCCUCCAUUAGUGCUCCUCUGUGUUGAUCUCGUGUUUUUUGGCUGUUGGUGCUCUGAAUGGAAGCGGCGACUAAACGAUGGGAGGGGGAUGGCGCAACUUGCUCUUUUGUUGUUUUUUGAGUUCGGUUGCUGGGUCAAGCUUUUUCAGGUCUUAAGGUUUUUAUUCUUCUGUUGGGUUAUAUAAGUUGGGCUCUGGAGCCUGAAUGGUUGUGGCUUGUAUACUUUGUAGAGCUUGAGCCAUUUUCAAACCUAUAAUAAAUUUUAUCCUGGAAAAAAAAAAGAAUCUAAGUGCAUGUUCGUUUCAGCUUAUGAACUUUCUGUUGACCGGCAUGAAUGAGUAUGGUUAACGUUUUAUGGGU